AUGGUCCAGUGGCCCAGGCAGCUCCUGUCCUCAGUCGGCCUGUGUCGUUAUGGGACGAGGAUCGACUGCUGCUGGGGCUGGGCCCGCCAGUCCUGGGGACAAUGUCAGCCGGUGUGCCACCCCCAGUGCAAGCACGGUGAAUGCAUCGGCCCCAACAAGUGCAAGUGUCACCCUGGAUAUGCUGGCAAAACCUGCAGCCAAGAUCUCAAUGAGUGUGGCCUGAAGCCGAGGCCCUGCAAGCACCGCUGCAUGAACACCUUCGGCAGCUUCAAGUGCUACUGUCUCAACGGCUACAUGCUGAUGCCCGAUGGCUCCUGCUCCAGUACCCUGUUGUGCUCCAUGGCAAAUUGUCAGUAUGGCUGCGAUGUGGUCAAAGGGCAGGUGAAAUGCCAGUGCCCCUCACCUGGCCUACAGUUGGCACCCGACAGCAGGACCUGUGUGGAUGUGGAUGAAUGCGUGACUGGGGCCGCCACCUGCCCAAGGUUUCGACAGUGCGUCAACACAUUUGGGAGUUACAUCUGCAAGUGCCAUGAGGGCUUUGACCUCAUGUACAUCAGCGGCAAGUACCAGUGUCAUGACAUAGAUGAGUGUUCCCAGGGGCAGCCUCCGUGCAGCAGCUUCUCCUGGUGCCAGAACACGUACGGCUCCUACAGGUGCCGGUGUAAAGAGGGCUACGAGGGUGAUGGCCAGACCUGUGUGCAUGUUCCAAAAGUCAUGAUUGAACCUUCUGGUCCAGUUCACAUACCGAAGAGAAAUGAGAGCAUUCCCGAGGGAGAUGGAGGAUACAGUAAUCAGAUUCCUGACAUCAGGGCCACACGGUGGCCCCCCCAGACACCCUAUAUCCCUCCUACCACGCCCAGUGACCCCACUGUUGUGUCAACCAUAAGACCAACCUCAGAGCCGAUCCCAUGGCCCACUCCACCCCCUCUCCCACCCCCGGAACCCCGAACCCCGCUGCCGCCAUCUCCUCCAAGUCCUGGGCCCACCAACAGCUGGACCAGCACAGCUCCAGCCACCACAGCUUCAACGUGGUCCACGAUUGACAACAGGAUCCAGACAGAGCCGCAGAAGCCUCGGGGAGAUGUAUUCAUUCCCCGGCAGCCAUCCAAUGACCUGUUCGAAAUAUUUGAGAUCGAGCGAGGGAUCAGCGCGGACGAGGAAGCCAAGGAUGACCCAGGCGCCCUGGUUCACAGCUGUGAUUUUGACCACGGGCUUUGUGGAUGGAUCCGGGAAAGAAACAGUGACGCACACUGGGAGCUGACUCGUGACCCAGCAGGUGGCCAGUACCUAGCUGUGUCUGCAGCCAAAAGCCUUGGGGGCAGGGCCGCUCGCCUGGUGCUCCCACUGGGCCGCCUGCACCCCGGGGCUGCUUUCUGCCUGUCCUUCAGACACAAGGUGGCGGGGCCAUUCUCAGGCACCCUCCAGGUGUUUGUAAGAAAGCACCGGGUCCCAGGAGCUGCUGUGUGGGGCCGAGCCAGUGGCCAGGGCUGGAGGCACACACAAGUCACCCUUCGAGGGGCCGACAUCAAGAGCGUCAUCUUCAGAGGGGAGAGAAGGCUCGGCCAUGCAGGGGAGGUGGCCCUGGACGAUGUGCACCUCAGCAGAGGCCCCUGCUCUGAGGCCCGCGGGCAGCACCACAUGUAGUCGGAGUCUCCUUGGGGUCCUCGUCUCCCCCACCAUCACCUCGACACCCUGAGCAGGCCUACCGGGGCUGGGGAUGGGAGGCAGAGUCCGGUCGGUGUCCCCCAAGCCUGCCUGCUUCUGUGCAAGUCUGUCAGAGGACUCUCAACUGUCCCUACACCCGCUGGCGGGGGGACCCACCACCAAGGCCCUGUGCCUUCCUCACAGACUACCAGAGGCAUGAUUCUUCUUCAUGCUCUGAGCUUCACCACUGGUGUCCACAUCACCUUGUCACUGAGACAAGAACAUGUCUCAAGACAAGAACACCGAGACAUGUUCUGUGUCCAUCUAUCUCCCCAACUCUAGUUAUUGUGAGGGGAGGCAGUCAUGAUUCUGGAAAAAGUGCUGUGGGGCUGCUGGAUUGUGCAUUAGGAACAAAACUUUGGUAUGGGUAGGGCAGAGGGGGUGAGGGAAGAGGGAGAAGGACCCAGAAGAGGAUACAGGGCAUGGGAAAGGCUGCACCCAAGGGGCCCCUUGGGACCACUCCAUGGCUCAGUGUUCCAUGCUGGUGCGCAGCUUUGGACAGGUGGGAGCAAGCAAGCAGGGCCCUUCAACCUCAACCCCUAACACUGCUUAUUUCACCUUCUGCCAAAGAAGCAUUGCUCUGUUCAUUCCUUGCCCAGCAAUCCCACUCUGCAGCUCUCCCCACGUCUGUCUGGAAAUCUAGGAUGGUCAAAGGGCUAGGAAAGGUGCAGGAAAUGGGGUGAUUCUGUCCCCAGAAGAGAUGCCAGGGAGCCACCCUGAUGUCUGGAUAGCUAAAGUGGAGAGUGAAGUGGUGGGCUGCCCCCCCAUCCCAUGGCUCCAAGA
Messenger RNA from Suncus etruscus (white-toothed pygmy shrew), 2487 nucleotides. RefSeq names its product nephronectin (gene NPNT). The transcript has 12 exons. Gene Ontology annotation, cellular component: membrane. The coding region runs from base 1 to 1644 and encodes 547 amino acids. The record is from RefSeq and is a predicted model, not a curated record. Gene Ontology annotation, molecular function: calcium ion binding. Lineage: Eukaryota; Metazoa; Chordata; Mammalia; Eulipotyphla; Soricidae.